UGGUGCGUGUCGAUCCCGGGCAGUGGCGGCGCGGCGCGCACGAGACGAGGCACGUGAUACGCGAGCGUUGGUAGUGUGAAGGUUCACCCGGUGACGACUGGCGUGUGUAGUGAUAUGGUGUGAGAGUGAUAACGAGAGACGAGGAACGAUGACGUGGAAACGCCGCGAAGGAGACAGGCUAGCAGUCGCGGUGUACGGAUGGCCGGGCUGCGUCCGCCACGGCCUGCCUCUAACCGUCGGCGACACAGUGCACAUUCUGGAGGAGAGUGGCGGCUGGUACCGCGGUUAUACGGCCAGGAACAGACACCAGAGGGGCAUCUUCCCCGCCAGCUAUGUCCGCGUCAAACGCAGCAGGCCGGACAGCGACGGACCCCAGGACCGUCCGCUGCCGGCGGAGGAUGAGGUGGCCACAGAGGUGACACAAGUACUGCGAGAAUGGAGUCACCGCUGGAAACAGCUCUACUUGGAGCGCGACACCCAGGAGGUGUCCUCGCUGUGGAAGGUGAUGCACGAACUGCUCGACUGGCGGCGUCAGCUCAUCACGGGAACGCUCACCCAGGACCAGACCCGCGAGCUGCGGCUCCGAGCCACCGCCAAGGUUGACUGGGGAAACAG
Molecule: messenger RNA, 615 nt
Organism: Amphibalanus amphitrite
Lineage: Eukaryota; Metazoa; Arthropoda; Thecostraca; Balanomorpha; Balanidae
Product: dedicator of cytokinesis protein 4-like
Exons: 4
Biological process (GO): small GTPase-mediated signal transduction
Cellular component (GO): plasma membrane; cytoplasm
Molecular function (GO): small GTPase binding; guanyl-nucleotide exchange factor activity
Source: RefSeq, a predicted model, not a curated record